Molecule: messenger RNA, 1773 nt
Organism: Ylistrum balloti
Lineage: Eukaryota; Metazoa; Mollusca; Bivalvia; Pectinida; Pectinidae
Product: monocarboxylate transporter 12-like
Biological process (GO): transmembrane transport; monocarboxylic acid transport
Molecular function (GO): monocarboxylic acid transmembrane transporter activity
Source: RefSeq, a predicted model, not a curated record
AUGGUUCAAUCCGACUCGCAGCCGAAGUUAAGGAUGGGAUAUAAGAACGAGAAUUCAGAAGAAACCGAGAAUGACGAUAUCAUUAAGCCACCUGACGGAGGAUGGGGCUGGUUUGUUGUGCUUGGUGCUUUUAUUAUCAAUGUGAUUACCGACGGUUGCUCUUACUCGUUUGGAGUACUGUUUACGAACCUUAUUGAGUACUUCGAAGAAAGCAGAAGUAAGACAGCAUGGAUCGGUUCAGUCUUUUGUGCAGUUCCUCUACUCUGUGGACCUUUAGCCAGUUUUGUAACGAACAGAAUUGGCUAUAGAAAAGCCACUAUACUCGGAGGUGUAAUAACUACAGCCGGUUUUGUUUGUAGUUGUUUCGUGAAUUCAAUAGAAUCUCUAUGCAUUACAUAUGGAGCUAUUGCAGGCCUCGGUAUAUCGCUUCCGUACCUCAACUCUAUUGUCGUCGUGGCAGAGUACUUUGAAAACAAACGUGCUCUGGUGACCGGCCUGUCCGAGUGUGGUGCUGGCAUAGGUACGUUGCUAUUUGCACCGAUGUUGGAGCGUUUGAUCUCAGAGUAUGGAUGGAGAGGAGCGGUUCUUAUAAUGGGGGGACUAGCGGGAAACAUUGUUGUUUGUGGGGCACUCUUUAGACCACUUCGUGUCGUAGAUUCCGACCAAAAGACAUUGCCAAGUAGUCAAGAGCCAUUCAUUACAAACAAUUCACUGGAUCGGUAUUCCAGUGGUACCCCAACAGAAUUUAAGGUUUUAAGGGCAACAAGGGGAGAUAUUCCCGAAUGUAGUGAUUGGACAUCAGAUUCAGCCUCAAGUUGUUCAUGUGAACGAGAGUCUUCACAUGACGAUAAUGUAUGCAGAACAAGUCAGCUAUCAAUAAAAGUUGUUAACUUACCGGAGAAUCCAUCAUUGAUAGGAGGAAGCAUUGCUUCCUUACCUCAAGUGAUACGUGCAUCCAAGAGUUGCCCCGAGGUCCGGGAAAACAUCAAACUUAAGUACCAAACCAAGUCAAAGAUUGCUUGUCCUAAGUCGAUCGUCGAUUUGAGUGUUCUAGGAAAUCCGGCUUUUCUUAUUUUUGCAUUUUCCAACUUCAUUUUAUAUUUCUGGUAUGACGUCCCAUACGUGUUUACAGUGGACAGAGCCAAAGAGAUGGGUAUUAACAAGAGGGAUGCCUCUUUAAUGGUAGCCAUCAUAGGCAUUCUACAUACUAUAGGUAACAUACUGUACGGCUAUCUGGGCGAUAGACAGUGGAUGAACAGAUCUUAUUUAUAUUGUGUAUCAAUGAUUCUUUGUGGUGCUACCUUGGCCAUUGUUCCAGUUUUCACGACGUUCGUUCCGUCGACUAUCGUCGCUGGUAUCUUCGGACUAUUGUCUGCUGCAGCGGAGGCCCUGUGCUCUGUCAUCAUCGUGGACAUACUAGGUAUAGACAAACUCACUGAUGCCUUUGGUAUUAUGAUGUUUCUGCAGGGCACAGCAAACCUGAUGGGACCACCGUUUGCAGGGUGGCUUUAUGAUGUCUACAGAACCUAUGACAAGACAUUCUGGUCGGCCGGAAUUUGUAUCAUUGUGGCUGGCUGUGUCUUUGUCGUUGUACCAAUGUGGAAGCGGUGCAGAAAGUCGAAAUUUUUCAUAUUUUUAUGAACAGAACUGUACGAUAUAUCAAUUUUGCAGUAAUUGUCUUGCCAAAUCCAUAUUUAUAUAUCAUUAUGUCGCUGGCGAUGCUAUAUUUUUGCUUGGUUCAGUAAAUAUAAAUGAACCAGUGUUCACAUUCCA